This is a messenger RNA of Nerophis lumbriciformis (worm pipefish), 1389 nucleotides long. Its product is annotated as dual specificity phosphatase 29-like. Gene Ontology annotation, biological process: protein dephosphorylation; negative regulation of MAPK cascade. The record is from RefSeq and is a predicted model, not a curated record. Gene Ontology annotation, molecular function: MAP kinase phosphatase activity; protein tyrosine/serine/threonine phosphatase activity. Lineage: Eukaryota; Metazoa; Chordata; Actinopteri; Syngnathiformes; Syngnathidae. Gene Ontology annotation, cellular component: cytoplasm.
UAUGUGUGCCCUCCUGCAGACUGUGGAGAGAAAACACACACAUAUGCACACACUUGAGGAGAAGAUCUUGAGUCUGCAGUCCCGCAUGACAGGGAGACACAGGACGGUUGAACUAUGUCCUCCUGUGUGGUAAAAUCAAGAGGAAAGAACCCCUACGCGGCGGUCCAGGUGGACCCAGACAGUGAUUACAUCACACCAGGUACACUAGACCUGGAGCAGCUCUUUUGGAACGGCCCCAGUGCUCAGUAUGCACACGUCAACCAAGUCUGGCCUAAUGUCUUCAUCGGGGAUGAGAAGACGGCCCUGGAGCGACCUGGUCUGAAGGAAUUGGGCAUCACACAUGUGCUGAAUGCUGCGGAGGGCAAGUGGAACAACGUGCUGACUGGUGCAGAUUACUACGCUGACAUGGACAUCCAAUAUUUUGGUGUGGAGGCUGACGAUAAACCCACCUUUGACAUCUCCCCGUUCUUCUGUCCGGCGACACAAUUCCUCAGCGAGGCCCUGAACCAACCACAGAACAAGGCGUUGGUGCACUGCGUGAUGGGUCGCAGCAGGUCAGCCACUCUGGUCUUGGCCUACCUGAUGAUGGAGCACAGCUUGACUGUGGUGGAUGCCAUUGAGCAUGUGCGACAGCGCCGCUGCAUCUUGCCCAACCAUGGCUUCCUGAAGCAGCUCAGAGCUCUGGACAUCGCCCUGCAAGAGAAGAAGCUCAGAGUGAAAAGACAGGUGCAAAACAAACACUCGUGAACAUUAAAAAUCUCUAUCUUUUACCUCAUUCUUACUUUUUUUAAAGGAAGAUUUGUGAAAAUGUUUAGAAAUAUGUGGGUACAGUAUAUACAUAUACACACACACACACACACACACACACACACACACACACACACACGUUCUUGUAUUUGUUACCUUCUUCAGACCUCCGAAAAAUGCCUACCUCUUUAGGACCACCCUUUCUAGAUGUAUAAAGAUUUGUAUUUACAACAUUAAUAUAUAAAUACUAUGCACAUAUAAAAAAGCGUGUUGUGAAAAGUGAGUUGGAAAUUCACAAGAAAAAGGUCACAAUUACACAAGAAAAACGUAGAAUUUUGGCAGUAUUAUGAUAAAAGUCGUCAUUUUACUCAACGCAAGUCAAAGUCUUACAAGAAAAACUGAACAUUUGUGCGAUGUUAUGAUAAAAGUUGGAAUUUUACUCAAUUCUAGUCGCAAUUAUACAGGAAAAGCUUAAAUUUGGGCAAUUUUAUGAAAAGAGUCGUAAUUUUACUCGACAAAAGUCACAAUUUUAUAAGAAAACUUUAACAUUUUGGCAAAGUUAUAAUAAUAAUCGUAAUUUUACUUGACAAAAGUCAUAAUUUUACUCGAAAAAUGUCACUGUUUUACAAGAAUGGCAAAACA